Molecule: messenger RNA, 1889 nt
Organism: Pogona vitticeps (central bearded dragon)
Lineage: Eukaryota; Metazoa; Chordata; Lepidosauria; Squamata; Agamidae
Source: RefSeq, a predicted model, not a curated record
AUGGUGGAUAGCUCUCUUGCAAAAGCUAAGGUGAGAGUAAUAAGAGUGUGGAGUGGCUCAAUCCAUCUAGUCUUUUACCUGCAUUUCAAUCAGUUUCUACAAAAUCCAUUAAAUGUAUCCUUUGUGUACUCAUUUUCUAGAAUUACAACAACAGCUGCUUGUAUGAUGGAUUUACGAAGAUACCCUCUGGAUGAACAAAACUGCACAUUAGAAAUAGAGAGCUAUGGCUACACAACAGAUGACAUUGAAUUUUACUGGCGUGGGGGUGAUAAUGCAGUUACAGGAGUGACAAAGAUUGAACUUCCACAGUUUUCCAUUGUAGAAUACAAGCUUAUCACCAAGAAAGUUGUUUUCUCUACAGGCUCCUACCCAAGGCUGUCCCUCAGUUUUAAACUUAAGAGGAAUAUUGGCUACUUCAUUCUGCAGACUUAUAUGCCCUCCAUUCUGAUCACAAUUCUUUCCUGGGUUUCAUUCUGGAUUAAUUAUGAUGCCUCAGCUGCAAGAGUGGCUUUAGGGAUUACAACGGUGCUCACUAUGACAACCAUCAACACCCAUCUCCGAGAAACACUGCCCAAAAUUCCCUAUGUGAAAGCCAUCGACAUGUAUCUGAUGGGAUGUUUCGUCUUCGUGUUUAUGGCCCUACUGGAGUAUGCAUUGGUCAACUACAUCUUUUUUGGUAGGGGACCACAACGUCAGAAGAAAGCAGCAGAAAAAGCUGCAAGUGCUAACAAUGAGAAAUUACGAAUGGACGUCAAUAAGAUCUUUUAUAAAGAUAUAAAACAAAAUGGGACCGAAUUGCGAUCCCUGGAUCCUACUGGAAAUCUCUCCCCAACUAGAUGGACUGCCAGUUACGAUUACUCUCUUAAUACGGACAGAAGAAUUAUUGGGACAUAUCAUUGUCCAGAAAUGUAUUCAACAAAGAUGGAUCCACAUGAAAACAUUCUGUUGAGCACACUUGAAAUUAAAAACGAGAUGGCUGCCUCCGAAGCGGUUAUAGGCCUUGGGGACCCUAGGAGCACUAUGCUGGCCUACGAUACCUCGAGUAUCCAAUACCGGAAGGCUGGCUUGCCAAGACACAGCUUUGGCCGUAAUGCCCUGGAGCGGCAUGUGGCACAAAAGAAAAGCCGGCUACGGAGACGUGCCUCUCAGUUAAAAAUCACCAUCCCUGACUUGACUGAUGUAAAUGCCAUAGAUCGAUGGUCACGCAUAUUCUUCCCUGUUGUUUUUUCCUUCUUCAAUAUUGUCUAUUGGCUUUACUAUGUGAACUAAAAACAAAACAAAGCCACAGAGAUAUUAAGAACUGGAUUUCUCUUCAAAAUCAGUUGUACAGCCAAAUGUGGGACUUAGGGAAAACAAAAACCUUAUUCAGGACAAAAAGUUACUUUAAAACACCUUAGUUGCUGGCCCACUCCGUAAUCUGUUUUGUAAUUCUGGGGAGUUUUCUUUGCACAAACAUAGAAAUUACACUACAAAUGUAUACAACACAAAUUUUACAGAUAUGUCUGUGUUGAUGUUUUGAGACAAAAUAUGAGAGUUGGUCAUUUCAGUCCUGCACCCCUCAUUUUAGCACCAGUAAGUUUAGACCCAGAAAGAAGAAACUGGAAAACAGGUUUUGGGCUCUGGGAGCAAUGUGCCAUGCCUCUUUUCGCACCUGGAACAUUACCCAAAUGGUGGGAGUGCAUUCCUGUUACGAUAAUGCUUACAAUCCACAAAAUUACUUUUUUAAAAUAUUAACUUGAAAAUGAGUAGUGCCUAUUGUCAUGCCAUGAUCGGUUUCCAGAGUAGAUUAGAGAAGGGAAGAGUGAGAGACGGGUUCACUCCAAUUGUGGAAGUAUUUUGCCCGGAAGAAAUAUUAAGCAGCAUUAGUACAGAACAGUUGUUAGCCGUGC